Drosophila obscura is the source of this 493-nucleotide messenger RNA. RefSeq lists its product as uncharacterized. The transcript has 3 exons. Lineage: Eukaryota; Metazoa; Arthropoda; Insecta; Diptera; Drosophilidae. The coding region runs from base 1 to 456 and encodes 151 amino acids. The record is from RefSeq and is a predicted model, not a curated record.
AUGGCUUGGAAAUCUUUGAAGGACAGCUACCGCUACCAUAUAAAGUCGGCAAGCAGGAGCAAGAGUGGUAGUGCAGGAGGGAUCCAAAUGCAGAACCCAGUGGCGAAUGACGAGCAGCUCAGCCGGCUGGAUGACGCUGCAGUAUGCGGCACCUCGUAUUUGGAGACACAGUGGGCCGCAGGCGAGAAGGAUUUAGAGAAGGAGCUGGAUGAUCUCAGUAGCUCAACGUAUUCUUAUGAAAGGAAAGCAAAGAAGCGAUCUCCGCCAAAAAAUUCCUCAUGUGCAUCCCAUGUUUGUGAUAUUUUCGGAAAAUUCGUCGAUCAGCAGGUGAAUCCUGUUUUGGCAUACUGGGAUUCCAUGCUCAACUCGUUGCCGUUGGAAGAUAAGGCAGAAGUCGAUGAGGAUAUAACACAUUAUUUUAUAAAAAAAGAAGAGGUCAUUAAGAAAAUCUGCUGAGCAAAUGUAGUAGCUAUAAGCUUUAGUAAAAUGUAUU